Molecule: messenger RNA, 2357 nt
Organism: Ahaetulla prasina
Lineage: Eukaryota; Metazoa; Chordata; Lepidosauria; Squamata; Colubridae
Product: store-operated calcium entry regulator STIMATE-like
Exons: 8
Coding region: 1-825 (274 amino acids)
Cellular component (GO): membrane
Source: RefSeq, a predicted model, not a curated record
AUGGCGCUGCUUUCCGACGAGCUCCCGGCACCUAACGUGACGCGUGUCAGGAUCCGGCCGCAGGGCUGCGGUCCCGGGGCGCUGCUCGACCGCUUCGGGGUCUUUGUCCAGGCGCUGCUGGCUCUGGUCGCCUUCAGCACGCUGAUGCUCAAACGAUUUAAGGAGCCCAAAGAAGAGAGACGAUCUUGGAGAAUAUGGUUUUAUGACACCUCCAAGCAAGGCCUGGGAGCUCUCUUCAUCCACUUCGCCAACGUCUUCCUGUCUGAUCUGACGGAAAAAGAUCCAUGCUCUCUUUACCUGAUGAACUUCAUCUUGGAUGCCACUUUGGGAAUGCUGUUGAUCUGGCUCGGGGUAAAAACGGUCUCGUGGAUCGUGGCGUGGUGUCAGUGCGCCUAUCUUGUCUUUGGCGAGUACGGGGAUCCACCCCAGGCAGCUGCUUGGAUUGGCCAAUGUUUUCUCUACUUGCUCAUAAUGAUCUUUGAGAAAACGGCAGUCGGUCUCGUCUUACUUAUUCCCGGUUGGACGAAGCUUCAGGAAACCCUUCUGGAUUACAUCCCUUCUCCUCAGCUGGAGCUGGUCUUGGUGAUUCUUGUGGUUCCUUUUAUAGUCAACGCUGUUAUGUUCUGGGUUGUGGACAGCUUGACGAUGAAAAAACACAAGGGGAAGGAAAAGCUGGAAGUCAGCGUGGGGGAAUAUCCUGAAGCUUUGAAAGAUGACGACGUCCAGGUCCUCCUUUCUCCCACUUUGGAUUUUGACCGUUCCAGGAGUGACGUCGAUCUCCUGGCGCCUCUUCCUCAAAGCGGGAGCCCAAGCUUAAAAAACUGAGUUUAUUGAGUGGCCCUUCAAUAAUUCCUAGCUCAACAACAGCAACAAAAGAAACUUCAUUUUAGAGACCACACUGGAGAGACUUUACAAUGUGAAAUAUCCUGAGGUGGGCUGACCCUGUGGCCUGCCGCAUUUUGUAAUAGGGCGCUGGGUUGUCUGAGGGGCUUAAGAUUGUGGUUUUUUGGUUGUGUAUUGUGCUGCUGAUUCCAGAUGAACUGUUUAUUCUGGCUGGCCAGUUGGCGAAAGUUUCGGAUUGAUUCUACAUUGUAGCACUUUUUUAAAACAAAAAAAGAAAGAAAGAGAAAGAAAGAAAGAGAAAGAAAGGAAGGAAGGAAGGAAGGAAGGAAGGAAGGAAGAAAGAAAGAAAGCAAACAAGAAACAGAGAGAAAGAGAGAAAGAGAGAGAGGGAGGAAGGAAGGAAGCUAACAAGAAACAAAGAGAGGAAGGAAGGAAGGAAGGAAGGAAGGAAGGAAGGAAGGAAGGAAGGAAGGAAGGAAGGAAGGAAGGAAGGAAGGAAAACUGAGAAUCAAAUUGAAUUUGCCUUGGGCAAACCUGAACAACUCACAAAAGCACAAAUCACUUGUAAAUAGAAUCUGGUUACAAAGACUGUAUUUAAAAAAAAAGCAGUACUGUUUGGCCAUAUUGACUCAAUUUUUUUUUUUUACUCCCAUUUUGUAAGAAUAAUAAAUAUUUCCUAUUCAAAUGGCUACGGAAUUAUAUUAUAAUAAUAAUUUUUAAUAUAACUAAUUAUAAAGUAAUUAUAAAAUUAUUUUAGAGCUUUAUAGUAUAGAACAGUGGUGAAAUCUGAACCGGUUUGCUACCAAUUCGCUGGCCGUGCAUGUGCCCUGUGUGCCCAGCAUGCCCUGUGCACACACAUGAGCACCAAACACAUGCUGCGUGCACAUGUACAAUGCACACCAAAUGUGCACUACGCAUUAAAAAAAGGUACCAAUUUGAUCAAACUGGUAGUUAGCUACCAGUUCGGUCGAACCGGUAGUUUAAAAAAGCUACGAUCCGAUGAUCAGCUUUGCCGAUGAUCAGGAUUUCCUGCUUUCUAGCAAAACUAAACCGGGUGGCACAGCUGAUCGUUGGAUCGUAGCUUUUUUUAACUAGUGGUUCGCCCAAACUGGUAGCUUUUUUUUUUUUACUACCAAUUCGCCCGAACUGGUAGCAUUUCACCCCGGGUAUAGAAUGCUGAUAGCUUGACAAUACUGCCAGGGGAAUUCUGAGAGUUUGAAACGUAUCCAUUGCAAAGUUGCUCAGUUUAAGAAACACCGGGCUAAGUUUGAGCCUUCAUUUGUAAAAUGGGAUUUGUGAUCACUUUAUAUAGCUCCAAGGCCAUAUUUUUACUACCGGUUCUAUGGGCGUGGCUUGGUGGGCAUGGUGUGGCUUGGUGGGCAUGGCAGGGGAAGGAUACUGCAAAAUCUCCAUUCCCUCCCCACUCCUGAAGGAAGGAUAUUGCAAAAUCUCCAUUCCCAUCCCACUCUGGGGCCAUCCGGAGAUGGUGUUUGCCAGUUCUCUGAACUGCUCAA